AUGUACCUGAGCCUUGUAGUUCGUACUCGUAGGCAGCUGAAAAUUUCUAGCAUGUCUGCGUGCUGUCUACCUUGUCGGAGCGUGCUUUUUCGCCAAUGGGAGAUGCCAGCUUCGCAUCUCAACAUCAUCUCCAUCUGCCACGCAUACGGUGUCCUUCUGUGGUUCCUGCUUAUUGGCGUAGUAACUUUUCAAC
Messenger RNA from Amoebophrya sp. A25, 193 nucleotides. Lineage: Eukaryota; Dinophyceae; Syndiniales; Amoebophryaceae. The record is from the annotation of a GenBank genome assembly.